Chrysemys picta bellii (western painted turtle) is the source of this 1269-nucleotide messenger RNA. The record is from RefSeq and is a predicted model, not a curated record. NCBI's taxonomy places the organism in Eukaryota, Metazoa, Chordata, Testudines, Emydidae.
GAGAGCCUGCUGGGGAGGGGGCUGCUCUCGGCGGCGGCCCAACCACGUGACCCGGGAGCGUCGCGCGACUUUACGCCAGCACGUUCGCUAACGGAUCAGUGACGUCACAACGGUCACGGGGAGACGUGACCGCCGCUUUUCCCGCCGCCCCGGAAGUGGCGCUGACGCAGCGGCUGAGCGAUGGCGGAGGGUCCCGGAGCCGCGCCGCCGCCGCACGGCUGCCCCGGCACCAGCAGCGCCCAAGCGGGCAGAGCCGCCGCCUGCCAGGGGUGUCCCAGCCAGGGGCUGUGCGCCGCCGGCGGCCCCGCCGCCUCGGACCCGGCUAUAGAAGAAAUAAAGGAGAAAAUGAAAAUUGUGAAGCACAAAAUACUAGUUUUGUCUGGGAAAGGAGGAGUCGGCAAGAGCACUUUCAGUGCCCACUUGGCUCAUGGCUUAGCAAAGGACGAGACUAAACAGAUUGCUCUGUUGGACAUAGAUAUUUGUGGACCAUCAAUCCCUAAAAUAAUGGGUAUAGAGGGAGAACAGGUUCACCAGAGUGGUUCUGGAUGGUCUCCGGUGUAUGUUGAAGAAAACUUGUGUGUAAUGUCUGUGGGGUUCUUGCUCAGUGGUCCUGAUGAUGCUGUUAUCUGGAGAGGACCCAAAAAAAACGGAAUGAUCAAACAAUUUCUUCGUGAUGUGGAUUGGGGUGAAAUUGACUACCUUAUUGUGGAUACACCUCCAGGUACUUCAGAUGAACAUUUAUCUAUUGUGCAAUAUCUAAGUUCCUCACACAUAGAUGGAGCAGUUAUAAUCACUACUCCUCAGGAAAUAUCACUUCAGGAUGUUCGAAAGGAGAUCAACUUCUGUCAUAAGGUGAAAUUGCCGAUCAUAGGUGUUGUUGAAAAUAUGAGUGGCUUUGUAUGCCCAAAAUGUAAGAUUGAAUCUCAGAUCUUUCCUCCAACAACUGGAGGAGCAGAGAAGAUGUGCCAAAAUUUAAAUAUUUCUCUCCUGGGGAAAGUGCCCCUAGAUCCUCAAAUAGGUAAUUGUGAUCAAGGCCAAUGUUUUUUCUCUGAAAUACCUGAGUCCCCAGCUACUUCAUCUUACAGGAAUAUCAUCCAAAGGAUUCAAGAAUAUUGUGCCCUACACCACUCUCAAGAAAAACUAUCUAACCAAGGAAUGGAAUAAAUGUGCAGUUAAUUAUAGGAAAGCAACGAUUGUCAUGAAUCAAUAGGAAGAAUGUAAAGAUUUGUGCUCCCUUUCUGUAUUGCAAAUAAAUAAUUUUUAAGUUAA